AUGAACCGCUUCGAACAACUUGUGAAGGACAUCAAGGAUGUAUUGGGACCGUCGUCGGGGUUGACCUCGGAUGAUAUCGACGUAGAAGACUUAACCCAUAUCAUGGAACGAUAUAUCUCCGAUAAGAAGGAGUGGUCCAUGUAUGCGAUGGAAGACGGCAGUCUGGGAUACACCCGAAAUCUCGUCGACGAGGGUAACGGAAAAGCGAACUUGCUCGUGCUAGUCUGGACACCCGGAAAGGGCAGCGCUAUCCACGACCACGGCAAUGCUCAUUGCGUAAUGAAGAUCCUUCGCGGCGACCUCACCGAGACUCGAUACGAACAUCCCAACGGCGAUACAGAGAAGCCAAUGGAAGUAAAAUCGGAACAUGUCCACAAGGAGAAUGCUGUCGCCUACAUGGCAGACGAGCUUGGACUUCAUCAAGUGUCCAACCGAGGUAGCGACUUCGCUGUCUCCCUACAUCUAUACACUCCUCCCAACGUAGCAAAGAACGGGUGCUACAUCUUCAACCCCAAGACGGGUAAGAGCACACACGUGAAAUGUGGUCUUUACUCGUCGCAUGGCGAACGAGUGCAGGCCUAG
Annulohypoxylon maeteangense is the source of this 582-nucleotide messenger RNA. RefSeq names its product cysteine dioxygenase type I. The record is from RefSeq and is a predicted model, not a curated record. Gene Ontology annotation, molecular function: cysteine dioxygenase activity; ferrous iron binding. The transcript has 3 exons. The coding region runs from base 1 to 582 and encodes 193 amino acids. Lineage: Eukaryota; Fungi; Ascomycota; Sordariomycetes; Xylariales; Hypoxylaceae. Gene Ontology annotation, biological process: L-cysteine catabolic process.